Penicillium daleae is the source of this 1530-nucleotide messenger RNA. RefSeq names its product cytochrome P450. Gene Ontology annotation, molecular function: oxidoreductase activity, acting on paired donors, with incorporation or reduction of molecular oxygen; iron ion binding; heme binding. Lineage: Eukaryota; Fungi; Ascomycota; Eurotiomycetes; Eurotiales; Aspergillaceae. The transcript has 5 exons. Bases 1 to 1530 code for a protein of 509 amino acids. The record is from RefSeq and is a predicted model, not a curated record.
AUGGACAACUCAGUCCUUGUCUUUCUUGUUGGGGCAACUGCCCUAGUUCUGGGUUUGCUCACAAUCAUCCAUCGACUGUACGCCCAUCCGCUGGCAGGAUUCCCUGGUCCUAAGCUAGCAGCAGCCACGUUUCUCUACGAAUUCUACUAUGACGUUAUCAAGGGCGGCAUGUAUAUUUGGGAAAUAGAGCGCAUGCAUGAAAAAUAUGGUCCCAUCGUCCGCAUCAACCCCCGUGAAUUACACAUCAAAGAUCCAUCCUACUACGACAUCAUCCACGCUGGCUCGUCCCGUAAACGAGCCAAAGAUCCCAUGUAUGCCGUAGCCUUCGAGGCACCGAACUCUCUAGUCGGAACUGUCAAUCAUGACCAUCACCGUCUACGUCGAAGUUACUUGAGCAAUUACUUCUCAAAGCGGUCUAUAGCCAAUCUGACACCGUACAUUCAUCAGAAAGUGGAUCAAUUGGUCCACCGAUUCGAAAACGCUUACCGUCAAUCGACAGUCCUUCACUUACAGCUGGACUUCGCGGCCCUUACCGCAGACGUGAUCACGUAUUAUUGCUACGGCUGGAGCUACGGCUAUCUAGAUAACCCUAACAGCGCACAGAGCAAUGACCUCGUCGAUGCAGUCGCCGGGUUGAUGAACAUGUUCCAUAUUAACCGCUUCUUCCCUUUCCUGAUCACCGUCUUCCUAGCCGCCCCGCCGGCAGUCGUUCUCUGGAUACAACCGCAAAUGGCGAGCUUGUUCGACGUCAAAGCUAGAUUGCGCCAGCAAGCCCAGGAUGCUCUCCAUAAGAAGUCGGCUAAAAACUCCGAUUCGUCUACGGACGAUACUAUAUUCGACGCCUUGGUGAGUCCGAAUGUGCCGCCUCAUGAAAAAACGCUAGAUCGGUUAGAGGACGAAUCUGCGUUGCUACUCGGGGCCGGCACGGAAACUACUGCCCGGGCUAUUGCAGUGUCUAUGUUUCAUCUGACGAAUAAUAUGGAGAUGGUGUUGAAAUUGCGAGAGGAGUUGAGAACUGUGCUGAAGACUCCUCAGUCUAAGGCCUCAUGGACUGAUCUGGAGAAGCUGCCGUAUCUGACUGGUGCCGUUAACGAAGGUCUCCGUCUCAGUCAUGGCAUGACCGCUCGUCUAGCUAGGAUUUCACCUACUGAGCCUAUGUUCUACAAGAAUUGGGUUAUUCCAGCUGAGACUCCUGUCAGCCAGUCAAACUAUUUUGUACACAUGGACACGACUCUUUUCCCUGACCCUGAAAAGUUUGCUCCAGAGCGGUGGGUUCAUGCUGCAGAGAAAGGCGAGCAUCUUGGCCGAUUCAUUGUCGCAUUUACCAAGGGCAGUAGGCAGUGUUUGGGAAUCAAUCUUGCUUAUGCGGAAAUUUAUAUGACCCUGGCUCACAUUGUGCGGCGCUUUGACUUUGUACCUUUCGAGACUACCAUUGAGGACUUGGCCGUCUACCGUGAACAGGGCGUCGGCUUACCCAAAUCUGGGUACUUCGGGGUGAAAGCAAUCAUUACCGGUAUUGUGGAGGAUUAA